Molecule: messenger RNA, 6467 nt
Organism: Talpa occidentalis (Iberian mole)
Lineage: Eukaryota; Metazoa; Chordata; Mammalia; Eulipotyphla; Talpidae
Gene: BCR
Product: BCR activator of RhoGEF and GTPase
Exons: 23
Coding region: 40-3897 (1285 amino acids)
Biological process (GO): protein phosphorylation; positive regulation of GTPase activity; intracellular signal transduction
Cellular component (GO): membrane
Molecular function (GO): GTPase activator activity; guanyl-nucleotide exchange factor activity; protein serine/threonine kinase activity
Source: RefSeq, a predicted model, not a curated record
CGCGCGCAGUCGGGCGGCGCAGGUGAGGCCGGCCGCGCCAUGGUGGACCCGGUGGGCUUCGCCGAGGCGUGGAAGGCGCAGUUCCCGGACUCGGAGCCGCCGCGCAUGGAACUGCGCUCGGUGGGCGACAUCGAGCAGGAACUGGAGCGCUGCAAGGCCUCCAUCCGGCGCCUGGAGCAGGAGGUGAACCAGGAACGCUUCCGUAUGAUCUACCUGCAGACGCUGCUGGCCAAGGAGAAGAAGAGCUACGACCGCCAGCGCUGGGGCUUCAGGCGCGCGGCGCAGCCCCCCGACGGCGACGCGGAGCCGCGCGCGCCCGCGCCGCGCCCCCAGCCCGCGCCAGCUGAUAGCGCGGACCCGCCGCGGGCCGAGGAGCCCGAAACCCGGCCGGACGGAGAGGGGUCGCCCGGCAAGCCCAGGCCCGCGGCCGCCCGCAGGCCCGCGGCCACCAAUGCGCCCGCGGACCGGGAGGACCGGGGCCACCCCACCAGCGUGGCGGCGCUCAGGUCCAACUUUGAAAGGAUCCGCAAGGGCCACGGCCAGUCCGGGGCGUCCGAAGCCGAAAAACCCUUCUAUGUGAACGUCGAGUUUCACCACGAACGCGGCCUCGUGAAGGUCAACGACAAAGAGGUGUCUGACCGAAUCAGCUCCCUGGGCAGCCAGGCCAUGCAGAUGGAGCGCAAGAAGUCCCAGCACGGCGGCGGCCCCGGGCCUGCUCUCGGGGAUGUGCCCAGGUCCUCUUACCGGGGGCGCCCCUCGGAGAGCAGCUGCGGCCUCGACGGUGACUAUGAGGACGCUGAGCUGAACCCCCGCUUCCUGAAGGACAACCUGAUCAACGCCAAUGGUGGCAGCAGGCCCCCGUGGCCGCCGCUGGAGUACCAGCCCUACCAGAGCAUCUAUGUCGGGGGCAUGAUGGGGGAGGGGGAGGGCAAGGGCCCGCUCCUGCGUAGCCAGAGCACCUCCGAGCAGGAGAAGCGCCUUACCUGGCCCCGUCGGUCCUACUCCCCUCGGAGCUUCGAGGACAGCGGAGGUGGCUACACUCCGGACUGCAGCUCCAACGAGAACCUGACCUCCAGCGAGGAGGACUUCUCCUCUGGCCAGUCCAGCCGCGUGUCCCCAAGCCCCACUACCUACCGCAUGUUCCGGGACAAGAGCCGCUCGCCCUCGCAGAACUCGCAACAGUCCUUCGACAGCAGUAGCCCCCCCACGCCUCAGUGCCAGAAGCGGCACCGUCAGGGCCAGGUUGUGGUGUCAGAGGCCACCAUCGUGGGCGUCCGCAAGACGGGGCAGAUCUGGCCCAGUGAUGGGGACAGCUUGUCAGGCAGGCUGCCUCAGGAAGGUACCUUCCAUGGAGAUGCAGAUGCGUCGUUCGGGACGUCACCUGGAUACAGCUGUGCUGCCGACCGGGUUGAGGAGCAGCGCCGGCACCAGGACGGACUGCCCUACAUCGAUGACUCACCCUCCUCUUCACCACACCUCAGCAGCAAGGGCAGGGGCAGCCGGGACGCUGUGACCUCCGGAGUCCUGGAGCCCAGCAAAGCGAGUGAGCUGGACUUGGAAAAGGGCUUGGAGAUGAGGAAAUGGGUCCUGUCUGGAAUCCUGGCUAGUGAAGAGACCUACCUGAGCCACCUGGAGGCACUGCUGCUGCCCAUGAAGCCUUUGAAGGCCGCUGCCACCACCUCUCAGCCGGUGCUUACGAGCCAGCAGAUUGAGACCAUCUUCUUCAAAGUGCCUGAGCUGUAUGAGAUCCACAAGGAGUUCUAUGACGGGCUCUUCCCCCGCGUGCAGCAGUGGAGCCACCAGCAGCGAGUGGGCGACCUCUUCCAAAAACUGGCCAGCCAGCUGGGUGUAUACCGGGCCUUUGUAGACAACUAUGGAGUUGCCAUGGAAACAGCUGAGAAGUGCUGUCAGGCCAACGCUCAGUUUGCAGAAAUCUCUGAGAACCUGAGAGCAAGAAGCAAUAAGGAUGCCAAGGACCAAACCACCAAGAACUCUUUGGAAACCCUGCUCUACAAGCCUGUGGACCGAGUGACGCGCAGCACGCUGGUCCUGCAUGACUUGCUGAAGCACACCCCCUCCAGCCACCCUGACCACCCUUUGCUGCAGGAUGCCCUCCGCAUCUCUCAGAACUUCCUGUCGAGUAUCAAUGAGGAGAUUACACCCCGCCGGCAGUCUAUGACUGUGAAAAAAGGAGAGCACCGGCAGCUGCUGAAGGACAGCUUCAUGGUGGAACUCGUGGAGGGGGCCCGCAAGCUGCGCCACGUCUUCCUCUUCACUGACCUGCUCCUGUGUACCAAGCUCAAGAAGCAGAGUGGAGGCAAAACCCAACAAUAUGACUGCAAAUGGUACAUCCCGCUCACGGAUCUCAGCUUCCAGACACUGGAUGAGUCAGAAGUGGCACCCAACAUCCCUCUGGUGCUGGAUGAGGAGCUGGAUGCCAUGAAGAUCAAGAUCUCUCAGAUCAAGAAUGACAUCCAGAGAGAGAAGAAAGCCAACAAGGGCAGCAAGGCCAUCGAGAGGCUGAAGAAGAAACUCUCGGAGCAGGAGUCGCUGCUCCUGCUCAUGUCUCCCAGCAUGGCCUUCAGAGUGCACAGCCGCAAUGGCAAGAGUUAUACAUUUCUGAUUUCAUCUGACUAUGAGCGUGCUGAGUGGAGGGAGAACAUCCGAGAGCAGCAGAAGAAAUGUUUCAAAAGCUUCUCCCUGACGUCGGUAGAGCUGCAGAUGCUGACCAACUCAUGUGUCAAACUUCAGACCGUCCACAGCAUUCCACUAACCAUCAACAAAGAAGAUGAUGAAUCUCCUGGGCUCUGCGGGUUCCUGAAUGUCAUUGUCCACUCUGCCACUGGUUUUAAACAGAGUUCAAAUUUGUACUGCACUCUGGAGGUGGAUUCCUUUGGGUAUUUUGUGAAUAAAGCCAAGACACGAGUCUACAGGGACACUGCAGAGCCAAACUGGAACGAGGAAUUUGAGAUCGAGCUGGAAGGCUCUCAGACCUUAAGGAUAUUGUGCUAUGAAAAGUGUUACAACAAAAUGAAGAUCCCCAAGGAGGACGGCGAGAACACAGACAGGAUCAUGGGGAAGGGCCAGAUCCAGCUGGACCCCCAGGCCCUGCAGGACAGAGACUGGCAGCGCACUGUCAUCGCCAUGAACGGGAUUGAAGUGAAACUCUCAGUCAAGUUCACCAGCAGGGAGUUCAGCUUGAAGAGAAUGCCUUCCCGGAAACAGACAGGGGUCUUCGGCGUCAAGAUUGCCGUGGUGACCAAGAGGGAGAGGUCCAAGGUGCCCUACAUCGUGCGACAGUGCGUGGAAGAGAUCGAGCGGCGGGGCAUGGAGGAAGUGGGUAUCUACCGCGUGUCCGGAGUGGCCACGGACAUCCAGGCCCUGAAGGCGGCCUUUGACGUCAAUAACAAGGACGUGUCAGUGAUGAUGAGUGAGAUGGAUGUCAAUGCCAUUGCUGGGACCUUGAAAUUGUACUUCCGAGAGCUGCCUGAGCCUCUUUUCACUGAUGAGUUCUACCCCAGCUUCACAGAGGGCAUCGCUCUUUCAGACCCUGUUGCAAAGGAGAGCUGCAUGCUUAACUUGCUGCUGUCGCUCCCAGAGGCCAACCUGGUGACCUUCCUCUUCCUUCUGGACCAUCUGAAAAGGGUGGCAGAAAAGGAGACGGUGAACAAGAUGUCCCUGCACAACCUUGCCACAGUCUUUGGCCCCACGCUGCUCAGGCCCUCGGAGAAGGAGAGCAAGCUCCCUGCCAACCCCAGCCAGCCCAUCUCCAUGACCGACAGCUGGUCCCUGGAGGUCAUGUCCCAGGUCCAGGUGCUACUGUAUUUCCUGCAGCUAGAGGCCAUCCCUGCCCCGGACAGCAAGAGACAGAGCAUCCUAUUCUCCACUGAAGUCUAGAGGCCCAACUCCAUGUCCAAGUGACUGACAGAAUGACCUAGAAACCUCCUGGAGAAAAGUGCCCAUCCACAGAGCGGGAACCAGACCUUCUGGAGGAGUAAUUGGGCACAGGGCCAGCCGUCUGCCAAGAGACACCUACCCAAGACAAAGGGCCAAGUGGCCUGGGCAGUUCUGGGCCCCCCAACAGGUGCACCUGCGACCUCCCUGUUGGCCUUAGACUGUGGUUUUUGACAUUGCCACCAGAGGGCGCACCAAGCCAGCAUGUUUCGCCGUGUGCAGGCCUGGCAGGUGGUCUGGCUGGGGACCGGGCGAAGGGAGUGGUUUUUAUGAACUUAAUUUACCAGAGUAUAAAAGAUUUCUACUGGAUCAAGAUGCACCCUCUCCAGGGAGAAGGGAACACGACUAGAUUCCCUCACUAUCGUGUCUUGAAUAAACACUGCUGCUGCUUCGUACCAUGGGGGCCACAGCCCUUCCCUGUGCGGGUGGGGCAUUUCCAUUUUCCUGACUUAGAAGUUUGACUCCAUUAGUAACAGGGUGUGAAAGGCUAAGUCAACACUGUGUCGCGAGUGACCCCUUAACCUCCUGUUUCUUUUAUAGAAGGAUCUCUGUACAGAACAGGGUCUUCUUCCUCUCCUACCCCGUUGCUUUGUUUUGCUGUUCAUGUGCCCCCUCAAAAGGCAGCCCCAGUGGAUGUCCAGGAUGGACACCAGGCCAGGAAGCCCAGGCUGUGCACUUUAUGGUUUGUUCUCCGGAGAGAGAGCAGCUCCAUCUGCCACCCUAACUGCCCACUCGCCAGGCACGCGCUCCUUUGGCUUUAAAAGGCCUGGUCUCUGGCUUCCUCCAGCCUGUGGCCCUCUGCCAGCUCUCUCCCUUCCCCCUCACCCACCCUCCCUAAUGGCUUCAUUCCCUGCUCUCUGCUGAACAAACUCAGUAAACUUUUGUAAGUUUCCUCUCAGCUGCAGCUUGCUGACAGCUUGUUUUAAACUUUGAUCUGAAUAGCCUUUUGAUACUUGAAUAUUUUUAAGUUUUAUACAUAGUUUCUAAUUUUUUUCCUAACAGAUUCAGAUACCUAAUAAGAUAUUAGAAUGUAUUCUGUGGACAAUCUGAGUCCCAGCAGCAUUUUGUCUUCCUCCAAGCGCCAGCUCUGCUUUUGCCAGGAGCCAUUUCUGAGGCCUCUUGAGCAUGGGGACUGUGGGGGGGCUAGGAACAGGGGCUGCUCUGUGGGCCAGGCUGAGGGUGGAGCACUUCCACCCCAGAGUGGCUGGAAGGACAGGCCCACCCGCUGACUGCUCCCCGCACUCUGUGUACCUGUGCAGAAGCCAGGACGCUCCUGGCAACCUCCUGUGGGUCCGACUUGGAGAAGAAAACAGUUUUUUUUUAAAAAAACAAACCUAUGAAAAUGGCAUCUUUUUUUUUUAAAGAGAGGGUUUGGGGUGCGGAAAAAAGGAAACAGACAAUUUCCAUGCCUCUGUUUUUCAGGGUCUUUCAGGAAGAGAGGGUGUAGCAAAUCUGACCCAGGAAAAGCUGGUUGUCCCAGGACUGUCCCAGUCACCAGCGGCACUGCCCCACGAUCCUGCCUGUGUGCCUGGUGGGCGUGAGCAAGUCCUUGCCCGGUGUGUCUAAGGGUAGUACCUGCCUGAGGUCACAGUGGUUGGGGGGCCAUGCACCCCCACUCUCCCCUUGCAUGUGGAUCUGCCAAGGCAAAGGCCAGAAAAUGAAGUCACGUGAAGGUGUUAGGUCUGCACACUGUACUUAGGUAGCUGUAGUUUUCUUGCAAGGGGGAUAGAUGUAUUUAAAUCAUCUGUUGGGCCUGGCUGUUGGGGUGAGGGCAGGGAGCAGGUGGCUACACUCUGCACAUCUCUGGAGUCAGUGGGUUUCUCAGGCUCCAUCACUGGGCUCCUCUGGCCCGGCUACGCAUCCGGCCAUCUUCCCAGACAGCAGCCUGGGUUCCUGGAUACAGCAGGACCAAGGAGUGUUUGCUGAAUGAAGAAGUGAAUGAAUGUGGAGUGAAUGAAAGCCUUGGAGCAAGAGUCCCUACAAGAUGAGCCAUUUAAGGUGGGGUCACAGGGAAUUGCAGACCAGACCCUCGACUGGGCCUGGGAGCCUCCAGCCUUCCUGAUGAAUGCUGGCUGAGCUGCCUUCAUGCGCAUUUGCUCUCGGAGCUGCAACUCCACUCCAGACGGUGCUCAAUAUUUCUUGGGGCAAGGGAGGAAGGGGGGGCCACACAAGAUGUGCCUCCCUGGACAUUCCUACAGAAAUACCAUGACCAGGUGGCUAUUACUGUGCUGGAGGCACCAGGCAAGAGUCACACAAGUCAUUUCUGAGGUAAUUCUCCCAAUAGCCACCUAAGCAGAGAGUUCCACUUUGGAGCUGGGGUAACAGGCCAGAGCCUCACUUGGAAUCACCCAGCUGAAAAGACACUGAGUAGAGGCUAAAACCCCUUCCUCUUUAAAAGAUUUUAUUUAUUUAUACAAGCACUAGGUACAGUCAGAAGCAGGGGAAGGUGAGAGAAUUCACCAGAGCCAGAGCGGGUAGCAGAGCAGGCAGAAGGACCGAAGUACACUGCUGAG